AUGACUUCGAGGUGUUUGCGGGUGUUGACUAGCGCAACGGGGGUUAUUGCACAGAACAGAGCAAGAGCGUUCUCAACAGCGUCUGCCACUCGGCAAAGCGAUACGCGUCCACCAUUCAACACUGCUCCUGCCUUCCAUGUUACUCAACACCCAGAUGAAGAAUGGAAACUCGGGGAUGGUAUGCGAACAACAACUGAGCUUGGUGCAAGAUGGAAGAAAGACGAGAAAGCUGGGUGGAAGACAAUGAACUUUGCUGAGAUGGAGAAGCCGCUAAUCUACAAGAUGUUGACCUCUGCCAUUGUCCCCCGGCCUAUUGCAUUUGUCUCGACCAUCUCAGAGACAGGCGUCCCAAAUCUUGCUCCAUUCAGUUAUUUCUCUUUGGUAGCACAUAAUCCACCAUUGGUCAGCGUAUCCUUCACCCUGCCCGCAAAUCGGCCCAAAGAUACUCGGGAAAACAUUAAAGCCACCAAGGAGUUUACGGUCAACAUCAUCAGUGAACCGUUUGUUGAAGCCGCAAAUUCGGCUUCGGUUGAAGCUCCAGCUGACGUUGAUGAAUGGAUAGUCAGUGGACUAACCCAGGAGCCAAGCGAUGUAGUGAAACCACCUCGUGUACGCGAAAGCGCCGUAAGCUUUGAAUGCGAGCUCUUCCACUUUCUCGACAUCUCUCCCUCUUCAACUGGACCAAGCCUUCCCGACGCAACCAACUCCCUCGUCCUCGGCCGGAUCCGCCGUGCACAUGUCCGGAAUGCCGUCCUCGCCUCCGACAGUCUGCAAGUUGACACUGCAGCUUUACGCGCUGUGUCGAGGUUAGGUGGAACUGCGUAUGCACGGAUUGGUGAAGGGUUCGAGAUUCCUCGGCCGAGUUGGAGGAAGGAGGAGGGCACCAUUCGAGAACUGAUGAAAAAGGGUGGAAGGCAAGUCGAUGAUUGA
Messenger RNA from Fomitiporia mediterranea MF3/22, 930 nucleotides. RefSeq lists its product as uncharacterized. Lineage: Eukaryota; Fungi; Basidiomycota; Agaricomycetes; Hymenochaetales; Hymenochaetaceae. The coding region runs from base 1 to 930 and encodes 309 amino acids. Gene Ontology annotation, molecular function: FMN binding. The record is from RefSeq and is a predicted model, not a curated record. The transcript is spliced from 7 exons.